Sphaeramia orbicularis (orbiculate cardinalfish) is the source of this 2757-nucleotide messenger RNA. Its product is annotated as NACHT, LRR and PYD domains-containing protein 12-like. Gene Ontology annotation, molecular function: protein binding. The record is from RefSeq and is a predicted model, not a curated record. The transcript is spliced from 12 exons. NCBI's taxonomy places the organism in Eukaryota, Metazoa, Chordata, Actinopteri, Kurtiformes, Apogonidae. The coding region runs from base 1 to 2697 and encodes 898 amino acids. Gene Ontology annotation, biological process: regulation of apoptotic process.
AUGGCUUCGUCUCAGACACGUGAGACAGAAACAGGAGGAGGAGCAGAGGCUUUAAGCGUCAGGACGGACUGGUGUGUGCAGACCAACACACAGCUUUGUCUCCAAACAGACGCCUUCAGACGGCGUUCAGCCACAGGAAGUGGAGCUUCGUCAACACGUCUGGACGCGGCUUCGAUCGACACAAACGGGACCGGACCGGACUCUGCCGGUUUUGGUCUCAGACCGCAUUCCGGUUACCUGUCCUACAUUGUCCCACACAAACACAGCCCUUGUCCCACAUGUCACUCGUCAGCCCCUGCUCACCCUAGUUCUGACUCCUCCUCUCAUCCACUUCCUGUUGGCUUCAUUUCUACUUCCUCUUCAAACGGCAGCAGCUGUGCGUCUCUGCGUCUCUACAUGAAGGAAACACAGAUGGCAGCACUUGAAGAAAGUCUGUUGAAUAUUCUGGAGGAUUUGAAUCAUGAUGAGUUUAAAACAUUCAAGUGGUUCUUGAAACGUGAAAAACCACGAAUCCCAGUGAGUAAACUGGAGAACGCAGACCGGACGGACACGGUGGAUCUGAUGGUCCAGACCUACUACACAAAUACUCAGAGUGUCACUGUAAGGGUUCUGCAGAAGAUGAAGAAGAACGAUCUGGUGAAGGAACUUUUAAAAGACAUCCUAGUUUCUAAAGACAUGCCUGCAGCUGAACCCACACUGAGACCCACUGCUAAGCUGGAGCCUCUGUCAGCUGACCCUGCCAACUCGCCCUCAUCGCCCCCUCGCAGAGGACCAAAGAGCAUUGACCAGUGUCGGCGAAAACUGAAGACAAUCAUCUCCCACAUCAAGACGUCACGAAGCGUCCACAUCAUGUGUCACAUCCCAGUCUUCUGCUGGAUCACUGCUAAUGUUCUGGAGGACGUGUUGAAGACCACAGAGGGAGGAGAACUGCCCAAGACCCUGACUGAGAUGUACAUCCACUUCCUGGUGGUUCAGGCCAAACUGAAGAACGUCAAGUAUAAUGAAAGAUCUGGGACAGAUUCACCCUGGAGUCCAGAGACCAGGAAGAUGAUUGAGUCUCUGGGAAAACUGGCCUUUGAGCAGCUGAAGAAAGGAAACCUGAUCUUCUAUGAAUCCGACCUGACAGAGUGUGGCAUCGAUAUCAGCUCUGGAUCUGCACAGACACAGUUCUACCAGACCGCUGUGGACCAGGCCUUACAGAGUCCAAAUGGACACCUGGACCUGUUCCUGCGCUUCCUCCUGGGUCUAUCACUGCAGACCAAUCAGAGACUCCUACACGGUCUGAUGAAACAGACAGGAAGUAGCUCAGAGACCAAUCAGGAGACAGCUGAGUACAUCAAGAAGAAGCUCAAUGAUAAACUGUCUGUAGAGAAAAGCAUCAACCUGUUCCACUGUCUGAAUGAACUGGAGGAUCGAUCUCUGGUGGAUCAGAUCCAACAGUACCUGAGAGAUGGGAGUCUCUACAGAUCUGGUCCGUCUCCUGCGCAGUGGUCAGCUCUGGUCUUCAUGUUACUGUCAUCAGAUAAAGACCUGGAUGAGUUUGACCUGAACAAAUACCAUGGUUCAGAGGAGGCUCUUCUGAAUUUGCUGCCAGUCGUCAAAGCCUCCAACAAAGCUGUACUGACUGUCUAUGGCCUAUCACAAAGAGGCUUUGAAGGUCUGUCCUCAGUUCUCAGAUCCCAGUCCUCUAGUCUCAGACAUCUGGACCUCAGCACCAACAACCUGGAGGAUUCAGGACUGAAGAUCCUGUCAGAUGGACUAAGGAGUCCAGACUGUAAACUGGAGACUCUCAGGUUGAGUAUCUGUAACCUGUCAGAGAGAAGCUGUGAAGGUCUGUCCUCAGUUCUCAGAUCCCAGUCCUGUAGUCUGACACAUCUGGAGCUCAACAACAUGGACCUGAAGGAUUCAGGACAGAAGAUCCUGUCAGAUGGACUAAGGAGUCCAGACUGUAAACUGGAGACUCUCAGGUGGAGGAUCUGUAACCUGUCAGAGAGAAGCUGUGAAGGUCUGUCCUCAGGUCUCAGAUCUCAGUACUCUAGUCUGACUCUUCUGGACCUCGACAACAUGGACCUGAAGGAUUCAGGACUGAAGAUCCUGUCAGAUGGACUAAGGAGUCCAGACUGUAAACUGGAGACUCUCAGACUGUCAGGAUGUCUGAUCACAGAGGAAGGAUGUUCUUCUCUGCUGGAUCCAAACACAGCGAACGAAAAACUCAAACUGUCUGAAAACAACAAGAAGGUAGAAGGAGUGGAGGAGGUUCAGUCAUAUCCUGAUCAUCAGGACAGAUUUGAGGGCUUGCCUCAGCUGAUGUGUUCAACUGGUCUGACUGGUCGCUGUUACUGGGAGGUGCAGUGGAGUGGAGAGGUUUGGAUAGCAGUGACUUACAGAGGAAUCAGAAGGAAAGGAAAGAGUGAAGACUGUGGGUUUGGAUUCAAUGAUCAGUCCUGGAGUCUGUGGUGUUAUGAAGGUAUAUGCGGUGUCAGUCAUAAUAACAAAUACACAGACGUCCCUCGGUCCUCCUUCUCCGAUACAGUCUCAGUGUAUGUGGACUGUCCUGCUGGAUCUGUGUCCUUCUACAGAGUCUGCUCUGACAAACUGAUCCACAUCUACACCUUCAAAACCACAUUCACUGACCCACUGUUUGCAGGAUUUACACUCCAUGGUUCUGGAUCCACAGUGUCUCUGUGUGAUGUGUAGAUGUGUUGUAUAGUUGUGUAGAUGCACUGUGUAGUUGUGUAGAUGUGUUUUAUAUUUGUG